AGAGAGAUGUCAGUAGUUUUGUAUAUGGCGCCAGCAAUGUAUAAGUAAAAAAGAAGAAACUUUUUGAUCCUAACCUCAAUUUUAAGUGUUUUUCUUUUUUCUCAAACAUUUUACAAUAUUAAAAUAUACACGUCACAUAACUAUUUAUAACAGAUAAUUAUUGCUCUUUACUAGUACGUGAGCCACAGGUCUUAGUUAUCCUUUCGUAAAAUUAUCCAGUUCAAUGGUUGGACUCCCUAGGCAAGAAAUAAAUUUGAGAAGAUUGCUAACAAAAUGCGAACUGAUGUGCAAAACCCAAAAGGACGACGAAAGAUUGGAAAAAUAUGUUAACACCCUGGAGGAAAUGGUACAGGACAUAAAAAAGAAUGCAGAAACCUCGAUAGAUUCUCUUAAAAAUUACCAAAAACGCAUUAUGGGCAUCAAAACAGUUUUAGGAAUCACAAGUAUCAGCAAAUAUGAUGAAUUUAACAAUCCUAUUGCUACAAGAGAAGCCCUGUUUGAAAUGAGGCAAAGAAAUGUGUCAAAACCAGGCAUAGAUUCCACAGACUUAGAUCAAGUUUUAAAAUACCAAGAAGACAUUCAAACUAGGAUCGCCGAAGAAAUGCUAGAUUUUACGAAGACCUUGAAGGAACAAUCGGAAAUAGCUAAUAAAAUAAUAAAACAAGAUACAGAAGUUCUCACUAAUUCAACUAAUAUAACAGACAAAAAUUUCGCAAAAUUAGCCACAGAAUCCACUAAAUUGGAGGAGCAUUCCAAGAGGGCUUGGAAGUGUUGGAUGUGGGUUAUGUUGUUGAUUGUUUUAGUUGUCUUUAUGAAUAUGGUGUUAUUUAUGAAAGUAAUGAAGAAAAGCAAAUAAUGAAAUUACUAGGAUUUAGAUGGCUUAUGGUUGGUGAAGGUUUUGGUUGGUUAAUAAUGGAUCAAGUUAGAAUAAAAAAGUUGGAAGACAAAAUGCAACAACUAUUGCAUUGUGUCUUCAGGACUAAUGUUGAUUGUACGGUAACCUAAACUGCCUUGCACUGUAAUUUUUUUUUAACUGUAUUGUGGUAUUUUGUAUUUUUUUUCUAUGUUUAUGUACUGAAUUCCAUUUAUGAUUGGGGCUUAUUUAUUUAUCCAUCACCAAUGGACAAAAAUAAUAAAAAAAAAACAUUUAGGAAAAAACCCAGUUUGAUUACUAUUUAAUUAAAUAACAAUAAUAAUUACAAACGUCAAUAUCCAUUAAGUGCUGCAGUUAAAUUACAAUCAGCCUUGUUCCUGCUAAAAUAUCUGUUAAAAUCUAAGUGCAUUAGUAGCUGCAAUAAAUGUCCUCCACUCACUUUCUUAUGAAAUCGGUGCAGCACGACUAGUAAAGUUUCUAUGGCAAUAUCGGAGCGUUUUUGAAAACUUUCCAAUUCUUCAUUGUCGGCUUCUGUAAGACUGGCCUCCCAAGUGUUUGCAAUCAAGGAAAAUUCAUCGCAAAGUUCCAAUAGUCUUGUUAUAACCCUGUACACUUUGCUUGGGACGUUGUUUUGUAAAGCCGGCACUUGAUAUAACCUGUAUUUACUUUUACUGUCUUGAGACUGAAAAAUAAAUGUUAACUAACUUGUUUAUGAUUAAGCAAAUGCAUACUUCAUCUGGCGUUAGGACAAAACUUUUAGCCAAAAGAUUUGUAAUAAAUUCUUGAUGAAUUUUAAUAAAAUCUUCAAAUUCACUGGCACUCUCGACAGCUUUCAGGAUUAUAGAAAAUUGAGUUUCAAUCACAUUAACUUGCAUGUAAUAUUGAAGAUUGUUGACCAAAAACAUUAAGUUUUGACGAAGUGUCCAUACACGUCGAUCACUAGAAAAAAUUGUUAAAUAAAAAAAUUAUUAUAUUAAAUAACAUACAUUUUUUGUUUGCUCAAAGUGUGAUUGGACCACAGCUUCAACAAAUUAAUUUCAGUUUUUUUCAGUCGCAAUAAAAAACAAAAUAAUUUAUUAUAUAGCUCCAUUACUUCUGGAUGGAACACUAUGUGUAGUGGCCAUUGGAUUUCGAAAUUUAAUUGUAAGUGUUGCCAGAGAUUUGAAUCUAAAAUAAUAAUUUAUUAAUUGAGAAAAACAUAUUUGUUGUUUUCUUUUACUUGAAGUUUCCACAUGAUUAGAACUCAGCUCAAACUUUUGAUAAGUUUUAUCAUUCUCGCCGUAAAUUUUCCUUGAGGUUUCGUGAAAUAAGAAAUUUAUUUGUUGCAUUAAAGCAUUCGCUGGCACGUUUUUCAAAUUUGUAUUUGACGCAGUUAAAAAUUGCUGGAAAAGUUCUCCUUUGCCAAGCGCAAAAAAAUCUCUAAUUAACUUUAAAUGAUCUACAAGAUUUCCUUCUUCAAGCAUUAUAGACCAAAGAAACUUAAAGAAAAUAUUAGAUUAGAAAUAAAUAAAAACUUGCUUUGUAGUUAUACCUUGGUCAAUUUUGUUCGGCAUUCUUCGAUAGUUUUCUUAAAUUGUACAGCAUUAAAACUCUGGUCCGCCAGUACUUGUAUUUUAUUAUAAUACUCAAUUUCUUUGCCUUCCCAAAUAUCUCUUUUGAAUUUUGUGUUGUAAUCGUCAAUAUUUUCUUCUUUUUUAGGAUCAUUUCUAAUAAUCCAUACUAUUCUUCCCAUAAAAAGAAUACUUUCAGCCGAAUCUUCGCUGAUAAACAUUGGAACCUUCUCCCAGUUGAUGUAAAAUUUUCUUACUGGUGGUGGACGUCUAAUUUUUG
Molecule: messenger RNA, 2704 nt
Organism: Ceutorhynchus assimilis (cabbage seed weevil)
Lineage: Eukaryota; Metazoa; Arthropoda; Insecta; Coleoptera; Curculionidae
Source: the annotation of a GenBank genome assembly